GGUUUGGACGAUCACCACCGCGUUCAGUAUCGUUCAUCGGUCGGUCCGGGUAGCAUCUCCGCUGACGACGACCACGACGACGUGUUGUGAGUGAUAGGAGAUGGUACAGCGUGUAGCGUGUUGCUGAUGCGCAGCGAAAAACAGUGAACAGGGUCAUUAGCAGGUGAUCUUUAGUGGAGCUACCGGAAAACUCCCAAGGGAAAAGAUGAACUUUGACGCAGACCAGCAACAGCAGCAGCAGCAGCAGCAGUUGGAGCGGUCGAUGCUGAAGCUGGGACCUUUUGACCCACCUCAAACGCCGGGAGGAUACGGAGAGCAGUAUGGCUACUCAUCGCCCAUCACUCCAGUGACUCCCAACACUCCGCUGGUGUGCUAUCCCAUGAAAAACCGUGUGCUACGGCCGGGAGUGAAUCGUAAAUAUCGGAAGCGAGCCAUCUUGAAAAAUGGAGACUGUAACGUUGUGCUGUCCCGUCCUCCGAGGCAACAUUUGCGCUUUUUGCAGGACAUUUUCACCACGCUGGUCGAUGCUCAGUGGCGCUGGACGUUGCUCGUGUUUGCGUUCAGCUUCGUUGGUUCGUGGCUGUUCUUCGCCGUCAUCUGGUGGCUGAUUUCGUACACGCACGGUGACCUUGAGGAGUUGCAUCUGCCCGAUAACCAAUCUGAAAUCGGAUGGAUACCGUGCGUGUACAACAUCUACUCCUUCACUUCGGCGUUCCUGUUCUCGAUCGAGACGCAGCACACGAUCGGGUACGGUGUGCGCACGACGACGGAAGAGUGUCCGGAAGCGAUCUUCGUGAUGUGCUUCCAAUCGAUCUACGGCCUCAUGAUCCAGGCGUUCAUGGUGGGCAUCGUGUUUGCGAAGAUGACGCGGCCGAAGCAGCGCAGCCAAACGUUGCUGUUUUCGAAAAAUGCCGUCGUUUGCCAGCGCGAUGGUGAGCUGUGCCUGAUGUUCCGCGUGGGGGAUAUGCGCAAGAGCCACAUUAUCGGUGCGUCUGUGAGGGCGCAGCUGAUAAGAACGAAGACGACGCGCGAGGGCGAAACGAUGGCCCAGUAUCAGCAUGAGCUGGACGUCGGGUCGGACGGUAGCUCGUCGGAGCUGUUCUUCAUCUGGCCCCAGAUUGUGGUGCAUCGGAUCGAUAAGAACUCGGCGCUGUACAAUUUGUCCGCGUCCGAUAUGCUGCGAGAGCGGUUCGAGAUCGUCGUCAUCCUGGAGGGUACGGUAGAGUCGACCGGGCAAUCGACACAGGCCCGAUCGAGCUACGUCAACACGGAGAUCUUGUGGGGACAUCGGUUCGAGCCGGUCGUAUGCUACAACAAGGAACAGCAAGGGUAUGAGAUCAAUUACAGUAAGUUCGAUUCGACGCUGCAGGUAGAUACGCCGCUCUGCUCGGCUCGCGAGCUGGCCGAGUUCUACCGGGCACAGGAUGACUAUCGCCCUCCGACCGAUGCUGGUGACAACAUGUCCACCAAGACGCAACUCGAGCGUCGCUGGAAAGACCACUACAGCACGCUGGUCAACACGCUCAGCCAGUACAACUUGGCAGAUGUCGGCGGCACUGGCGGCGUCGGCACGGAUCAUCUCUAUCCGACACGCUAUCUCACGAUACAGGGCGUUCCGAGGCGGAAAAAGUCGUACGUCGCCCUCCAGACCAAUCUGUGGAAUCUGUUCGAUCGGCCACCGAAUCCCCGGCUGCAGCUAACGCCGACCGAAGACGAUUCGAGCAGUGUGCGACGAGUGUCGGAUGAUGAUCCGAUCGUCAACAGUGUGACGGUGAAAAGCGUCAACGAACGACGAACAUCCGGUGGAGGCGGAUGAUGCCGAUUGGAUCUGGCUGACUGGUGUUGGUGUGUUGCAAAGAUCUGGUUUUACGGUACGUGCUGGUCUUUCUUUGCCCGGGCAGGAGUGUGCGUGUGUUUGUACUUACGUUAAAGGUUUAGUAGUGUUUAGAAGUAAACAAUCUCGUCCUAGCUUGAUGGCAGUAGGCCGGUACAGGCAAGAAAAAGAGAACGAGAGAGAGAGAGAGAGGAGAGAAUGAGAGAGAAAAUAAAUCUACUCUUCUAUUUAUCAUUGGAAGAA
This is a messenger RNA of Anopheles stephensi (Asian malaria mosquito), 2077 nucleotides long. RefSeq names its product G protein-activated inward rectifier potassium channel 3-like. Bases 206 to 1816 code for a protein of 536 amino acids. Gene Ontology annotation, cellular component: plasma membrane. Gene Ontology annotation, biological process: potassium ion import across plasma membrane; regulation of monoatomic ion transmembrane transport. NCBI's taxonomy places the organism in Eukaryota, Metazoa, Arthropoda, Insecta, Diptera, Culicidae. The record is from RefSeq and is a predicted model, not a curated record. The transcript is spliced from 5 exons. Gene Ontology annotation, molecular function: inward rectifier potassium channel activity.